Salvia splendens (bonfire salvia) is the source of this 1835-nucleotide messenger RNA. RefSeq lists its product as uncharacterized. The coding region runs from base 114 to 1604 and encodes 496 amino acids. Lineage: Eukaryota; Viridiplantae; Streptophyta; Magnoliopsida; Lamiales; Lamiaceae. The record is from RefSeq and is a predicted model, not a curated record. The transcript has 2 exons.
UCAAUUUAUUCAUUUCAAUUCGCAGCUGAAAGAAAUCCAAACAAUGGAGAGAGAGUGCAUGAGGAAGAAGAGAGAGAGUUUGGAGGAGAGAAGAAGCCCACUACAAAAUCUCAAUGGCCUUCCAAUUCGCAGACGCAAUACCAAAAAAAACUCCCCCAUUUCUUCGUCUUCUUCUUCCGCGCCUGCUGCUUCAAGCAAAAUUCAAGCCCAAUGUUCCUACAUCAAGAAAGCCCUUUUUGCAGACAUCAAGAAAGGGUCUUGAAGCAAAACCCACUUGCAAGAAUCGGCAAAGAUCAAAACUUUCUCCUGUUCAUGGAAAAUCCGAGAAAGGGUCUCAAGAAUUCCAGAAAAAGAUGAAAAUUUCAGGUAACUACAGAGUAUCUAAUUCUGAUGGUGGUAGUAGUUCCAAUUGUGCUGAGUUUUGCACUCCACAUUCUCUCAAUUUAUGUGAUCAUGAAUCUGCCGUAGAUGGUUUCGUUUAUGAGAGAGGUGAAGCUGCAAAUGAUGUGAAAACACCACCUGUUGAGGCAUCAUUGUCCCCUGAAAUUCAAUGCCAAUCCCAAUCUAGAAUGGUGGUUCUCAAAUCUGUUGGGACCCCUGUUUUAUACGGUGCUGGUUGCCUCGUCUCGGGUGUCUCUGAUAGGCGAAAAUCGAAGCUCAAAGGCAGCCUUAAAGGAUGGCUGCAGGAAAAGGGGGAUCUUUUUUCUGAUGAGAAUGUGAGUGGUGAUUUGCAGGUUCCUUUGCUUGCUGAGGCUUCUGUUAGGUGGCAUUUGUCUCCCUGUGAUCUUAGGAAUAGGUUUGGCCAAGAUAGGAAUGUAUGUGAUGAUGAUUCAGGCACUGUCGACUCGUUAUCUUUACCUUCGAUUUUGUGUGAUAAGAGUAGUUAUAGUGGUAAUGGUAGUGUAAGAAAUGUGGAGAUUGAUAGGAGUAAUGUAGCUGAUGUGCUCACAAAGAAUUUGGAAUGUAACAUGGAUGAAUCUCUUGCUUGUUUGAAUAGUGGAAAUAUGAUUCAGACACCAGAUUCAGAUUCCAGCUCAGGCACGCGUUUUGGAAGGUCUAGAUUCAAGGUGAAUCUUAGCAACUCCUUUUGGCCAGAUUCAAUAACUGAAAAGCUUGAGGGAGUGAAAUUAUCACCUAGAAAUGAGGUUUCAAUGUGGGGUGGUUUAGGUUCCCAUUCUGUAGACAUUUGUUCGCCUCCCGUUUCUCUUGAUCCAACCCGGAUAGAGAAAAACGUAGACAGUGUGUCUGAUACUACUAGUGAUAAUCUUACCCUAUCUCAUAUGAAAAUAUCAUGGUGUGAAGGGUUGGCUAGUGAAUUCGUUGAAGCGGAUGAGUUUGAUUGCUGCUGCUUAUCAGAUGAAGAGAUUGAUGGAGAUAAAGCUUGUAUGGUUGUUGGAUCUGUUGAACACAAGGAUGAUGGUUUUAGGAUAGGAAAUGAGCAUUCCCCGGUGAUUCUUGACUAUGAACCUUGCCUUCCUGCUGAAAGGAAGGUCAAGUCUUUCUCAAUUGGCAGUAAUGCAUGCACUGAUGGAGGCGGCUUGCUUGCUUCUGUUGAUUCGGAUUGGAGAUAUCUCAACGAAAAACGCACAUUUCGUGCCACAUAGAGCAGUAGAAAGUGAGUAUCUACUUUUUCUUGCUUUUGUGGAUUUAAAGUUGAUAGAAGACAUUUGAGAAAUAAGCUUUCUACUGCUAUGUCUUUAAUUUCAAUGUCAAUUUCGAAUAUCGAAUUAGAAGACAAUUACAUAGGAACAGAAGAUUUAAACUAUUAGCCUCUUUCUAGUGUGCAUGAAAUUUGUAAGAUGUUUGGAGUUCUGUACACUUAUUCUUCACUUAAA